Messenger RNA from Torulaspora globosa, 870 nucleotides. RefSeq names its product phosphatidylinositol-3-phosphate-binding ubiquitin-protein ligase (gene PIB1). The coding region runs from base 1 to 870 and encodes 289 amino acids. The record is from RefSeq and is a predicted model, not a curated record. The transcript has a single exon. Gene Ontology annotation, molecular function: metal ion binding. NCBI's taxonomy places the organism in Eukaryota, Fungi, Ascomycota, Saccharomycetes, Saccharomycetales, Saccharomycetaceae.
AUGGCUGACGAUGGUAAUUUCAUCAAUAGCUUCGCCAACUGGCAACCUGAUGAAGACAUGCAAAGUUGCCUGAAUUGCCAUGCUCCGUUCUCCUUUCUGAUGAGGAAGCAUCAUUGCAGGUGCUGUGGUGGGAUAUUUUGUGCUGCCUGCUCUGAAAGAUUAGCCAGGUACGAUACGAAGCGGGUGAAAGUGGUUAAGAGGCAUACAAAUGAUGAUGACGAGUACCCUCCGUUUAGAACCUGUGAUUCAUGCUACGAUAAUUUACUGCAUUUAAAGCUGCUCCUCUCGCCAUGGGGGAGGCCUCUGGAGCUCAGCGACAGAUCUGCUGUGUUCCAUAAUGAAAGAACUGCAGCGAAUAAUGACCGGGCAUCACCUCAACGAGCUACACAGGCGAGCGAAGUGGUUAAGCCAGCCGCUGGAACGGAGCGAACACGGGAAGUUGGCCAGAGUCGCAGCAGUAGCGUACGACGGGCCAGGAUCGAUGACGAUAACUACUGUCCAAUCUGUAACUAUGACCUAGCAACAUUGGCCACGGAAGAAGCGGCACAGAAUCAUGUAGAGGAAUGUCUCCGAAAGGCCUCUGAUAUCCAGCAGCAUCUUGGUUCCCCCGAAGAGACGGAAAGCCCUGCUUUCCAGAAUAGGAUGCUGGUCUACAAGGUUGCGCCUACGGAGAACGGCCAAUAUCGCGAGUGCCCAAUAUGCUUUGAAGACAUGGCUGCUGGUGAAAAGGUUGGCAGGUUGGAGUGUCUAUGUAUGUUUCAUCACAAAUGCAUCAAGGGCUGGUUCAAUAAGAAGGCACAAAGGAUGAAAUCCAAAGAUAUACAGUAUAUCGGCAAAAAUUUCUGUCCUCUGCAUGAUGCCAUAUUUUGA